This is a messenger RNA of Musca domestica (house fly), 1409 nucleotides long. RefSeq names its product alpha-methylacyl-CoA racemase (gene Amacr). NCBI's taxonomy places the organism in Eukaryota, Metazoa, Arthropoda, Insecta, Diptera, Muscidae. Gene Ontology annotation, biological process: bile acid metabolic process. Gene Ontology annotation, cellular component: mitochondrion. Gene Ontology annotation, molecular function: alpha-methylacyl-CoA racemase activity. The transcript is spliced from 2 exons. Bases 244 to 1392 code for a protein of 382 amino acids. The record is from RefSeq and is a predicted model, not a curated record.
AGCUGUAUGCAUUAUCAAAGGCAACCAGAAAAAGUUUAUUGUUAAAUAAACCCCGAACCGCCAGAAUAAAGAAUAAAUUAUCAAUACAACAACAGCAACAAGUACACAACGCAAGCAAACAAGUUCCAUUAAACUCUAAACAACAAACUCUUUGGCUACUUCACUAUAUGGACUGGUAUGUUAAUUCGUUAAUAUAGCUCAAUAGGAACGCAUCGAAUUAAGCAACGAUUUUUGUUUAAGAAAAUGCCUCUUAAAGGUAUUAAAGUAUUGGAAUUUGCCGGUCUGGCCCCAGCACCGUUUUGUGGAAAAAUUUUGGCUGACUUUGGGGCAAAGGUUACUGUUAUAGAUAGGGUCCCAGAUAAUCAUUUCAAUUGUAUGAAUCGUGGCAAACGUGUUUUGGCCAUUAAUCUAAAGGUGCCCGAAGGACAAAAACUUGCCCGCAAAUUGGCCGGAACUCAAGAUGUUCUCAUCGAACCAUUCCGUCCGGGAAUUAUGGAAAAACUGAAUUUGGGUCCCGAAAUUCUUUGCAAAGACAAUCCCAGACUCAUUUAUGCCAGAUUAACAGGCUUUGGCCAACAUGGUCGAUUGGCUGCUCGUGCUGGUCAUGACAUAAAUUAUGCCGCCAUUUCUGGUGUGUUAUCCAUGUUGGGUAAUAAAAACCAAAAACCACAACCUCCCAUAAAUAUAUUGGCAGAUUUUGCUGGUGGUGGGCUGAUGUGUUCUUUGGGUAUUUGUAUGGCCCUGCUGGAACGUCAUCGCUCAGGACGAGGCCAGGUUGUUGAUUCGGCAAUGGUUGAUGGUGCAGCAUAUGUGGCAAGUUGGCUAUUUAUGGCUCGCAAUGUUAUCUCUCUGUUCCAAGGUGAACGUGGCACAAAUGUACUGGAUGGUGGUUUUUACUUUUAUGAUGUGUACGAGACUAAAGAUGGAAAAUAUAUGUCCGUUGGGGCAUUGGAACAACAAUUUUUCGAAGAAUUCAAACAGAAAUUGGGUCUUCCAGAACUUUCUCAGGCUAUUGCCGAUGAGAAUGAAAUGCAAACUGCCAAAGAUUUGGUAACCAAAAAAUUCCUGGAAAAAACUCAAGCUGAAUGGUCGGCCAUAUUUGAGGAUAACGAUGCUUGUGUUUAUCCCGUUGUCGAUUGGGAAAAUGUCAUGGAACAUGAGCACAAUAAAGCACGACAGGCAUUUCAAAAAUUGGAUGAUGGUUGUUUGGCACCCAAUCCGGCACCACGUCUAAGUCGUACACCUGGUAAGCUUUCAACGCGGCCCAGCUCAUCGUCGGAGGCCGUUGAGGAGUCACUGGAUAUUAUUAGAGAUUUAAAAUUAAGCAGCCAAGAAUUGCAAAAAUUAGUAAGUGAAAAAGUGUUGAUAUUACCCACACAAGCUAAAUUAUAAGCGAAAUAAGAAAACUA